AUGGCAGCAAAAAUGCUGAGUAUAGGAAGAAAGUUGAACUAUGUUUUCAAGUCCAUGAAUUAUGAGGUUAUAGAAAACUACACCAUACCAAAUGUGAUGUUGAACUUAACAGAUGAGUGCACAUGUACUUGCAGAUACUUUUCUGGAGACUGGGAUAGGUUUAGGGAACAUAUGUCUAAUCAAAACAUACAGUACAAUACCAUAUUAUCAGCUGAAACCAUUUAUAAACCAGAGAAUUACAAGAAACUAACAGCUAUUUUUGAAAACUUCCUUUCUCCAGAUGGUGAGAUUUAUAUAGCAGCCAAGUCCAACUAUUUUGGAGUAGGAGGAGGUACAAGAGACUUUGAAAGUUUUGUUCAUGAAUUGGGAGGAUUUACUAUAGAAACAUGUUGUACAAUAGAAGCAGGGGUUCCAAGGGAGAUAAUGAAAUUGACAAGGAUGAAAUGA
Molecule: messenger RNA, 447 nt
Organism: Mercenaria mercenaria
Lineage: Eukaryota; Metazoa; Mollusca; Bivalvia; Venerida; Veneridae
Product: histidine protein methyltransferase 1 homolog
Exons: 5
Coding region: 1-447 (148 amino acids)
Source: RefSeq, a predicted model, not a curated record